AUGCAGGCUACUUUUAGCAUCAAACGUCACUCGAAAUCCGUCUCUUCUAAAAAAUCUAAAUCACGAACUCAAAAAAAUCUUAUCUUAUUUCGUACCACAUUUUAUCAAGUAUUAUGCAAUCAUAAUCCAAAUAUUAUUGCUUCGGAUAAUGACUCUAUAGAAUAUCUAGCCGAGCAAGUUUGGGAUUUAGAUAUUAUAUCACUAAUUCUUGUAGAUACCACUAAAUCUAGCAAUUCAGUUAAAUCUAUAUCAGAACAGGAGAUUGUUGAAAAAAUUUGUGAUGUUGUAAAUGAUGAUUUUUUAACAUUUGAAGUUUGUCAAAAUAGACAAGAGCAUAUGCCACUUACUUUUCAUCAUUUAAUUCCUCGUGCAAUGCAUAAAAGAGUAUUUAAGAAAGGCUUAUUCACUAAAGAAGAAUGUUUGACAAAAGGUACAAAUAUUUGUAGACCCUGUCACAGUGCUUGUCAUAAAAUGAUUUCUCACGAACAAAUGGCCUAUGAAUAUAAUACGGUGGAUAAAUUAUUGGAUCACGAAGGCGUGAUAAAAUUUGUUACAUGGGCAUCGAAACAAAAAGAAUAUUCAAAAGACCACGUAAUUAGAAAGUUACGAUAUUCGAAAUAA
Scutellospora calospora is the source of this 621-nucleotide messenger RNA. The record is from the annotation of a GenBank genome assembly. Lineage: Eukaryota; Fungi; Glomeromycota; Glomeromycetes; Diversisporales; Gigasporaceae.